Messenger RNA from Caenorhabditis angaria, 4504 nucleotides. Lineage: Eukaryota; Metazoa; Nematoda; Chromadorea; Rhabditida; Rhabditidae. The record is from the annotation of a GenBank genome assembly.
AUGUGUAAGAAAUCGAGACAUCAGAAGAAUCAGGAAAGGUUCAAUCAGGUAAGCAAUUCAAAAUUAUAGGCGUAUUGUGCGGUCAAAAAGUUUCUCUGUCCAAAAUUGAUAUUUUGUCUUUCUGAACUUUUCGAGUAUGUUUUUCGGAAAAAGUUGUGACGUAGAUCGAAGAUCUCUUCGUGGAACUUAAUUAAAUUCUACUCUGGAAAAUAUUUUUUGUUGGAUGAAAAAAUUGAAAAUAGUUUUCUAAUUUCUGAAUUUUUCCCAUGACUCAUGUUAGUUUCGAAGUUCGAGAGAAGUACACGAUUUCUUGAAGAAGAAUCUGUGUUCUUCCUUCGUACGACACUUAUUUUUGAAAUUGUGCUUUUUUAGUGUCAAAAAUCCACGUGUAGUAUUUUUGUGACUCCAAAAAAUAGUUGCAAGAAUAAAAUGAAAUUUUUGAACAUUGCUCAGAUUACUGAAUUGCUCAAAAUUUGUUCUAAACUCCAAAAUCCAUAACUUCAAGAAAAAAAGAAACUUUAAAAGAUUCACAAUUGUGAGAUAAUUUUUUUCUAAAUUUCAUAAUAAUUUUAAUAAAACUUCCAAAAUGGUUUCAUAAUUAAACUGUUCUCAUUUUUCUUCAAUAAUUAGGUUCAAAUUGAGAAUCCGGAAGUGUUUCUCUUCUCCCAAUUUCUUUCUUUUUGUCCAACAAAAUUAAUCAUCCAACAUAUGUGCCCACAAAGUCUUUUUUCCCGACCAAAAAACAAACAUUUGCAGCUUUUGGAUUCGACAACCGAAACAACUAUUUCAAGAGCUGAUUUAUUCACAAAACUUGAUAAUCAAGGAAAUACAUUCAGUGAUGUGGAAAAAUAUGCAUUCAAAAAAUCAAAUGAAGAAUUUAUUGAUUUCACAUGUUUUGAAAGAGUUGUAUGUUUGAAUUACAAAAAGUGAUGGGGGAAAACCUAUAAUUUCAGAUAACUUCAAAAGAUGCACAACCUUCAAAAUUCAAGCGAAUUCUUUAUAGUAUUGCAGAUUUAGUUAUCAGUCGAAAACAGCGAAUUAAAAUUCAUUCAAAAAUAAACGAACAAUUAUGGAAACCUCCCCCUGUUUUUAUGACUCUUCUAACUGCUUUUCAGGUUUUUAUUUUAAUUUUUGAGACUUCAAUAACAAAUUGAUUUUUAGAUUGGGGUAUUUUUCUAUUUCUACGCGACAGUCGAAAAAUCAACACUUUUUAAUUUUUGCGGUGGAUGCGGUGACAAUGAGACCCCAUUUAUUUUUCAACCAAAACAUAAACACCAAUUAUGGCGAUUCUUUACACAUUGUUUUGUCCACGCUGGAAUCGACCAUCUUUCGAAAAACAUGAUUUGUCAAAUAAUAAUCGGAAUUCCUUUAGAAGUUGCGCAUCGAAUUACAAAAAUUGGUCCACUUUUUAUAUUAGGAGUGACUUGUUCAGCGAUAACAAUGUUUGCAAGAAAUCCAAAUGGCCCUUUUUUAGGAGCUUCUGGUGGAGAUUAUGCUCUUUUAUUCGCCCAUGUUUCAAAUUUAAUUUUAGUAAGUGGUUGAAAACUGUUCACAAAACUAUGUUAAAAUUCUCAGAACUGGAAAGAUAUGCCAUAUCGAAGAGUUCAAGCAUUCCUGGUAACAUCCUAUGUUUUAUCAGAUUUUGUUGAAGAUAGCUAUUCAAUUGUUAAAUAUAAGGUUUCGAGAAUUGCUCACGGAGCACAUUUGAAUUCUGCAAUCACUGGUCUUAUUUAUGGGUUUUUCGUGUUGUAUUAUGUUGAGGUAAGUUUUUUGAAAGCGGGAAAGGAAUUAAUUUUGAAAAAAAAACAUUUUAUUUUUCAAAUUUUUCCCAAAGAUUGAUCUUCAAGUUUUUCGGUACAGUAAGAUAUGAAAUAAAUUAUUCUGAGUACAGUAAGAUUGGGUUGACACGUUAGGGCAUAUAACUUAUAGAUCGUCUAGGUUCUAAAUCCCCCAUUUCUAUUGAGGGAUAGUGGUUUCUUUCUUCUAAAAUCCUAAUCCUCAUUUCGAUCUGGUGGUUCCUUUUUAGUUUUUUUGUGGUCCCUCCGAGCCCAAUUUAAAGUACAAUGGUUUCAUUUGAUAAAUUGACGUCCGUUUUGUACAUAAUCCCAUUGGAUUACUCUUACUUUCUCCACUGAAAUACGUGUCUUCCUUCCCGCCUUCAAAAAAUGUGUAUUUUUUGUAUUUCAAUUCCUCAAAAAAAAAAUUUUCCAAUUUCAAUUUCAAUUUUCUGUUUUUUUUCCAGAAAAGUUGGUCAUGGAAACUGGUUCGAUAUACAAUUCUAACCGCCUAUUUAGUUUAUGUAAUUAUUGUUUGUUUUAUUGCAUAUUUCAGAACAUGAUUGCAAUUGACGUGUAUUUAUUUUUUAUAGCUUCUUCUUCUUCUUACUUUUAUUUUUAUUCUCCAUGUUGGUUUUUUGCCGGGUAUUUUCUCAAAUAAACCACACCACACCACAUUUGUUUAUUUUUUCAUUUCUUCGUUUUUUUUGCCUUGAGCUGUAAUGUGUAAGCUCAAAAGUCAUAUAUUUAUUUUUGUUUGAAAAAAAAACACAACACAUUUGAAAUUCAAUCAGAUUCCUUUGGAAAAAGUUAAUCAAAAAAGGAAAAUGAAAACUUCGGGCUGUCAUUUUCAUUAUUUUUCCUUCUUUUGUUUAGUUUUCCUGAUGUUUUUUUUCAAAAUAAAAAGAAAGGAAGAUAUUUAAUCAGAAACGUUAUCUCAACACUUUUUUUCUAGCAGACAUUUUCGAAUCGAAUCGAAUCGAUUGAUUUAUUCAUAUUGAGGAAUAUGUGUAGUCAAACGAGCAAAACUACGAAUCGAGAGAAAUUUGAACAGGUUUGUUUCUAGUUUGGACUUGGGAAAAAUUUGGCGAGAGAAAGAGACUCAGAGAAAACUUCAAGUCUACAGUAGUAUCAAAAAAAAUUAGCACAACAAUCUUUUUUUAUUAAAUUUUUCAAAAACUUUGAAUUUCUAUUAGAAACCCUAAAAAUAACUUUUCUACAGUACUCUUUCUCUAUUUUUUGCACCAAGACCCAAUUUACUAGUUUUCAAAAUUCCUGAAAACAAUCUACAGUACCUCUCCAAACUUUUGCAGCUUCUUCAAAACCAAGAUGAAACAACAAUUCCAUUAUCUCAAAUUCCAAAAAGAAUCGAAGAUCGUGGCAAUUUUCUGACCGAAAAACAGAAAACAGCAUUGAAAAGUGCAAAAUAUGAACAUGUGGAUUUCGUGUGCUUCGAAACUAUUGUUGGUUUAUUUUUUAGUUUUGAAAGCCUGAAAAUCAAGAAUAUUUUCAGAUAACUUCAAAAAAAGCGCAAUCUUCAAGGUUCAAAAGAAUUCUGUAUAAUAUUGCAGAUUUAGUGAUAAGUCGGAAUGAAAGAUCGAAAAUACAUUCAGAAAUUGAUAAUAAUUUAUGGAGAUUUCCACCGAUUUUUAUGUUAUUGAUAACUGUUAUUCAGGUUGGUUUGGGAGACUUUUUUUUUCAUUGACAAGAUAAUUGUUCGCUUUAAAAAAUUGUAGAACUCCCAUGACGUGGCAAAAGUCUAGAAUUUUCAAAUUAUCGUGACUUUACAACAAUUGAUUUCAAAAGUAAUUUUCUGAAAAAUCCUGUGCUAUCCGAUUUUCAUUGAAAUCAUUUUUGAUUGUUUUUUCGAAAUGUUCGAUUUUGCCACAUCAUAACUCAUAUGAGUAGUUUUUGACAGCGGCUUGAGAAUUCCCAUAAAAUUUCUAUUUUAUCAAAAAUCUGUUCGUUUUCAGAUAGUGAUACAUUUUUAUUAUCAAUUCAACAAUGACAAUUCAACAAUUCUUGAUCAAUGCGCAUUCGAUCCAGAAAAACGAAAAGAAAUCUGGCGAUUUUUGACGCAUAGUUUAUUGCAUCAUGGAAUUGAUCAUCUCGCAAAAAAUAUGGUAGCUCAAAUAUUCAUCGGAAUUCCCUUGGAAAUCGCGCAUCGAAUAACAAAAAUUGGGCCUAUUUAUGUAUUGGGCAUUAUUUGUACGGCAAUUAUGAAUCAUGCAAUUUAUCCCGAAGUUCAUUCAGUUGGCGCAAGUUGUGGAGAUUAUGCUUUGGUAUUUGUUCAUGUUUCGAAUUUGAUUCUGGUGAGUUUGCUCUGAGAGAACCUUCGAAAAAACUGGAUUUUUCUAGCAUUGGUCCCAAAUUCCCUAUCAUAAAACACAAGCUUUGAUACUUUUCAUUUAUGUUGGCUCUGAUUUCACUGAUUUAUUUUAUCGAUUUGCAUCAACUGAAGAAGUUGAAAUCGCUCACUUUGCGCAUUUUGCAGCUGCCAUUAUUGGACUUUUGUAUGGUUUCUUCAUUUUGUAUUAUGUUAAGGUAGCAAAAACAUUUUUCUCUUUGAAAAUUGAAAAUUUCUAUUUUUGCAGAAAGGAAUUCUAUGGAGUAUACUUCGUGUUGUUUCACUGCUUUCGUAUAUUCUGGCUGUUUUAUAUGCUUGUGUUUAUGCGUAUAAUACGAAUAUUGAAGAGAUAUUUGCGAAAGAGCACAGAGAUCAACUUUAA